UUUGGAGUGUAUCGAAACAAAGAUAUGAACAUUUUUAAGAGCUUCAUUUGUUGUAUUUUUCGCUGACAAGGUUAUGGGAAAACCAAAAUUGAAUAAGGGGGCUGGAAAGCGAGCAAGAAGCAGCUCGGAAGACGAGGAAAGAAAUCCAUCUCAGCAAACCAUCAAGAGUUACUUUAGCAAGGAGACCUGUAAACUUUGGACAACAGUGGGGCAGGAAUCUAAAGGAAAUGGAAAAAGGAAGAGCCUCAAAUUAUCAACAAAAAAGAAAGAAGAUAAACUUAACACAUUGGUGACAAGAAGAAAUGACAAAUCAAGAUGUUCACCACAAAGUGGGAAAGGAAAAACUGAUCAAACAUGCUUUACAAAGAUUGUGAAACAAAAUGUUGUGUUAACACCCUUACCAAAGAAUAAACAGGCAAAGAGUAAUGGUGAAAUGUCAUCUUCCUCUUCUGAACCCAAUCAGCCUCCUUAUGCUCAUAAGAAGAAUGGAUACAACAAUUUUAAAUUGCCAUCACCAAUAUGCCAGCUAAGAAACAAGAAGAAUACCUCAAUAAAUGGAUCUAAGUGUAAUCUUGCAGUCAACAAUGUAAAAGAAAUAGUUAUCGAAGAUGAUGAUUUCAUUCCACCAACACCAUCUCCAAAUGGACAGCAUAGUUUUAUCAGCUGUUGUCCAGAAAGUACCCCAUUGUUGCAUGAUGAAAGUAGAGUGUCCAAGGUUCUCAACCACUCAUCUGCUGCAAAUUAUUACAAAAAUGAGCUAAGUGAAAGAGGAUCUGCUAAAAUAAAAAAAGCAGUCUUUGUUGGUAAUGAUCCUGAAGAAGCAGAUGAUAACAAAAGGUUACCUGUCUCAGAUAUAUCUUCACCUCCACAUAACUAUGUUGAAGCUCAAAUGACAACACAAGCAACCAGUCGUAAAAAGUAUAAGCUUUCCAGGAAGGGGUUUAAGCCACCAAGGGUACUGUCAAGUCCAAUAAAAAAGAGCAACAUCAGUGCAUCAGUUGAUAAGUCACCAAAGAGUCAGUCACCCACAGGAAACAACGCAGGCUACCAGAAGGAGUCUGUGUCCAUUAUUGCACCAUCAAAGUGUGUCGUUCUAAGAUCGAGAAUGAAACGUUCAGCAGAGGGAAGUUCUCCUAUGCAGAAGAGACUCUUAACAGAAUAUCCUUUGGAAGAAAAGAGUACAGUGAAAUGUAACCUCUGGGACAGAAUAGAAGAAGAUUUACUCUCUAACUCUCCUGGAGAGAAUGGAGAGAAUGAAGGACAACAAGCUGUAGAUCAUGAACAGUACCAUCUUGCAAACCAUUGGGUUGAAAAUAAAAAUGUGAUGAAACAGUACACCUUGGACACAAGCAUAGGAAAUUGCUCCCUUGAUGAAAAAUUACUGGAAUGUGAAGAAUUAUUUGAUGAAAGAAACCAUGGGGAAUCUUACAGUUGUACAAAUACUAAUUAUGGUACAGAAGAGAUGGAGAAGUGUGACUCAAAUGUUGGAGGAGAUCUAAAGAAUCAAUUUAGAACUCCUAACAAAUCACAGUCUCAUCAAAUUCUGCAACCAUCCAAAUCUCCACCAUGCAAUAACUUGUCUGGGCAGUUGCUUACACCUACAAGAGCAGAUGGAAAUACUUCAGUGGACAGUCUUGCUGAUGCUAUGGAGUUGGAUAAUUUACUGGAUGGUGUUAAAUGGUCGCCUAUGGUCAGCUUUCCUGAAACAUUUCACAUUUCAAGCAACAGCAGCUCAUGUAAAGCACUCUUCUCUCCUAUCAGAAACACAGAGCAGGCUAACACAAUAUCUAAGGAUCUCCAAAAUAAAUGCAACAUUACUCAUAUUACUUGUCACUCUGGAACAAAGGGUUACAGUCGUUUCUUAGUGCUGGAGGUGUCUCGCAGAGAACUACAAGGCCAGGAAGUUGUGGCAAAGUAUGGAAGACAAUUACCAGAGAAGGUUCUUCGUUUAUUUGACGAAGCGUCUGGUCAAGAAAAGUUCUGUAGUUUAAGGGAAGACUGGGAGAUGAGCGAAGUUGAACCUGGUGACAUUGUACAUAUUACAGGAUCAUUUGACUCGUCAACAGCAACAUGUAUCCUUGAUAACUCAACUGAACACUAUCUUGUCAUUCACCCUGAUACUUUGGUAUCUGGAACUACUGUUUCCAUGGCAACUAAGUGUUUAAGGCAGGGCAUACUCAAUGAGCAAUUUCGCACUGAAAGCCAAAGUGAGGCAAUGUUGAUUGGAACACUUCUUCAUGAUCUGUUUGAUUUGGCCAUGGAGUUUAAGGAAUUUUCUCCAGAUGCACUUUUAACAAGAGCUAGAGGGCUUCUCCAGAGGCUUUCUUACUUGGAUGACUUCUACAGCCUGGGACAGACAGAGAGUUGGGCCCUGGAAAAACUGAAGGAACAUAUUCCACUUCUCUGUGACUGGGCCAAGAAGUUUGUGGUUCCUUUUCCCCAACCUGAUCUGGGGGCUAUGGAUUUUAAGACCCCUGAAUUCCCACAUCAGACUGAGCAACCAAGUGUUUGUGUGUCAGCACUGAAAGACAUCGAAGAAAAUAUCUGGUCACCGCGGUAUGGACUUAAAGGGAAAGUGGAUGCCACCGUUGAAGUUAAAAUUGAUCGAAGACCUAAAUUGAAGACUGGGAAAAUGUUCACUAAACUAGGAUCGAUCGAGCACCGAGCACAGGUGAUUCUGUACACUUUACUCAUGUCUGAUCGAUAUUUUCAAGCAGUUGACGCAGGGUUACUAUUUUACAUGAAGGCAGCUCAUAUGCUUAGUGUUCCGAGUUUCCUUCACGAGAGGAGAGCUCUUAUCAUGAAAAGGAAUGAAGUUGCACGCUACUUGACACUGAACAGGGCCGGAGCCACAGGAUCUAUGCCAGCAAUGUUGAAAGAUCACAACACCUGCAAGCGAUGUCCUCAGGUUCAAAACUGCACCACUUUUCACAAAGCAGUCGAACAAGGAGACGGUGUAACAAGUGGUCUGGGAUCAUUAUUUAAAGAGAUGACCGAACACAUGUCCAGAACCUACGUACGCUACUUUAGAGACUGGUAUAAACUGGUUUGUCUGGAAGGUAAGGAGAUGGAACAAAAAAGAAAUCAGAACGAGAUUUGGUGUUUGGACGGAAGCGAAAGGGAAAAACUUGGUCGCUGUUUUAGCGGGAUGGUACUGAAGUCAUGUGGUUAUGACAUGGUACAAGGGGGCAGUCAUUAUUACAGACACAAGUUCGAGCGCUGUGCAGAUCAUCCUAGCGUGAUGUCAUUACAGGAUGUGCCAAUUACGUCGGGGGACCGUGUGAUUUUAAGUGAAGAGAAUGGUGGAGCCACAGCUGUCGCGGCAGGGUACAUACAUGAGGUGAAGAAGAGCGAAGUUGUUGUCUCACUAGACAGAGAUUUGACUAAAAGUUAUGAUACACACACUAAAGAAACAAGCUCCAAACUCUAUCGCCUUGACAAAGACGAGGAGUAUAGCACUCAAACAACUCUGUGGUCCAACAUGGCAAAACUGUUCAAAGGUGACUCUGACAGAGACGCUCAGCUGCGUCGCCAAAUCGUAGACUUGGAACCACCGGUGUUUUCAAGGGAAAGACGGAAUGACACAGUGACCAUGUGCAGUCAGACAUCAGAUAUCGCUCAGUUCUUCUCACAACAAUCACCGUCUCAAAGCAACAAAAGCCAGAAGUCCUUGCCGGACCCAGCUGUGGAGUCUAUCCUACAGGAGCUGAACUCAGGGCAACGGAAGGCGGUAUCUAAAGCCCUUGCGGCCCAUCACUAUGCGCUGAUCCUAGGUAUGCCAGGAACAGGAAAGACGACCACCAUCUCCUGCUUGGUUCGUGUGCUGGUGGCAAGUGGUAAAUCUGUUCUACUCACUAGUUACACCCAUACUGCUGUGGACAACAUUUUACUCAAGCUUAAAGAGGCAAACAUAGAUUUCCUUCGUCUUGGCCAGGUCCAUAAAAUUCUUCCCAAAAUUCAAUCAUACAGCGCGCACCGGGCAGCUGCUGGCAUCAAAACUGUCAAUGAACUAAGGAAGUUAUACGAGUCCAAGUCCGUAGUGGCGACCACCUGUUUGGGUGUGAAACACGCCCUCUUCUCUCAACGCUCCUUUGACUACUGUAUUGUGGACGAGGCUUCCCAGAUCACCCAACCAGUGUGUAUUGGUCCUCUAAGGCACGCCCGUGUCUUUAUCUUAGUGGGUGAUCAUUAUCAGCUGCCACCCUUAGUGCAGAGUGUAGAAGCUAGAGAGGGUGGUAUGGACGUAAGUCUGUUUAAACGCCUUUCAGAACGACACCCACACGCGGUUGUUAGCUUAGAGCAUCAGUAUCGAAUGAAUGAAGACAUCAUGGAGCUGUCGAACACACUGAUCUAUGAACACAGGCUUAAAUGUGGUACGCAAGGCGUGGCAAGGGCAGUCUUGGAGCUGCCGAACUGGGACGAAUUUUUUUGUUAUAUGAAGGAGAAUACGGCCAAUAUCAAAGGUAACUGGAUACUAGACACACUCUUGCCCAGUCGACCGGUGGUGUUCUUAGACACGGAUAGGGUCCCCGCGCCUGAGUCUCGUUCAGAGCACUUGGUGUCAAACGAGACAGAGGCCGCGAUCGUUCACCAACUAGCUUGCGCACUCUUGAAAGCCGGCCUCCAGCCUGCAUCACUCGGUAUAAUCUCUCCGUACAGGCACCAACUCAAGCUCAUAACGCAGAUUUUUCAUCGAGACGCCGACACCAAACAAAACGAAAUCGAGAUCAACACCGUGGAUAAAUAUCAAGGUCGAGAUAAGGCCUGCAUCAUUGUGUCUUUAGUUCGUAAUAACGAGCACUCCAACGUGGGAGACCUGCUAAGGGAUUGGCGCCGAGUUAACGUGGCGGUAACUCGUGCGAAGCGGAAAUUGAUUUUGAUUGGUUCGCUCAUGACACUGAAAGGUAGCUUGCUACUCCAGGAGCUUUUUGACCUGCUGGAGCUAAAAGACUGGGUGCAAGUUCUACCUUACGAUGGGCAAAAGAUGUUCGAGUUUUUGACAAAAUCUUUCCAGACUUCUCCCAGUAAGAGCCUGGAAACCUAG
This is a messenger RNA of Pocillopora verrucosa, 5044 nucleotides long. Its product is annotated as DNA replication ATP-dependent helicase/nuclease DNA2-like. Gene Ontology annotation, biological process: replication fork reversal. Gene Ontology annotation, cellular component: cytoplasm. The record is from RefSeq and is a predicted model, not a curated record. Lineage: Eukaryota; Metazoa; Cnidaria; Anthozoa; Scleractinia; Pocilloporidae. Gene Ontology annotation, molecular function: 5'-flap endonuclease activity; single-stranded DNA helicase activity.